AGGUUCAUGAACCAUGAACCCGCCAAGGUUUUCGGACCAGAGACUUGCGAUCCACGACCCUCUUGUGCCCUCUGAGCAAUUUCCUGCGAUUGAAGGCCGCAAUCAAACAACAACUGUGAUCCAAGACUCACUAGAAUAUCUUCCCCUUUCAAGGUCCCUGAAAGACGGCGAUACACUAUUGCUCCUGACCCCGGCAGUCGCUCCCCAUCAUACCACCUCCGAAACCGGCCACUCGACCAGUGACCCCUUCGAACCGCUCGGAAAGGCCCUAGCAAAGAAACACCCGUGGGUUCGGCAGGUCCCUUAUAUCCCUAGGAAUGGGAUCACUGGGACUCAUGUCGUGCACAUCAGGCUGGCCAAAUCAGUUGUGUUCGUUAUCUCAGGUCCGCCUUGCUUUGGUCAACCUCCGCAGGUCUCACUGGCUAAGACGGUACGCUCACUAUGUGAAAACCGACCGCUGAUUGUGUUGGCAUGUUGCAACGUCAAGUGGCUAGGCCCCCUUGAGAGCUCAUUCCCAACAGUCAUUCAGAGUUCUGGCUUUACCCCUCCGGAGCUCGAAGCAGCAGCCCGUGUCAUGGUUGAGAAUGUCAAGCAGCCACAUACAGCGGGGCCAAAUGUCCAAAAUCUUAUCUUAGCACCCAAAUCAUGGCAAGUGGAGGCAUGGAACGAGCACCGCGAUGUCGCCCCAGCUUAUGAACUGUGGUGCCAGUGUUUUCCCGACAAUUUUCGGCUUAGUCGGUUUUCAUUCCAGUCCCUUCUCUGCCGCGAUGGCUACGCGAUGCACUACGUGGUUCGCGAGCCAGGGACUACCCAACUACUGGGAUUCUGUGCUACAUAUACCACAUAUAUUGGCAGCGACUCGGAAAGAUUGGUUGGCUCUCUAGCCGCUCUGUUUGUUCGACCGUCUUACCGUCAAAGGGGUAUUGGACUGAGUUUGCAUGAUCACGCUUCACGCCAACUAAGGAAAACCCGUGGAGUUUGCCGUCUACAGCUCGGAAGCACAUUUCCACGUUUAUUCUAUGGAAUUCCCAUGGAAAGCCCUUCAGAGGACUGGUUCUCUCGCCGCAACUGGCCCGUUAAGCCUCAGUCCAGCUUACCGGGCGCUGGUCUGGAAACGUGCGACUGGUUGCUUGUGUUUGACGACUGGCCAACAACAAGAACAACAACAACAACACUGAUGAACUCGGAACUAAUAUUCCGAUCGUGUGAAUUCAGCGAGUACCACAUGGUUAUGGAGAUAGUGGAGAGGGAAUCGAGGGAGAAGGACAAUAUGGGAUGGUACGAUCAAUACGCGAAAUUGGAAGGCACGAUGAAUAUCGAGGAUAUUGUGUUGGGUCUUGAAGGACGAACCAUUGUGGCAGUGGCCUUGACACCAAAACCUUGGUGUGGCCAAGGGAAGAGAUGCCAUCAUGCUCAGGCUUCUUGA
This is a messenger RNA of Neurospora tetrasperma FGSC 2508, 1426 nucleotides long. RefSeq lists its product as uncharacterized. Bases 14 to 1426 code for a protein of 470 amino acids. Lineage: Eukaryota; Fungi; Ascomycota; Sordariomycetes; Sordariales; Sordariaceae. Gene Ontology annotation, molecular function: acyltransferase activity, transferring groups other than amino-acyl groups. Gene Ontology annotation, biological process: peptidoglycan turnover. The record is from RefSeq and is a predicted model, not a curated record. The transcript is spliced from 2 exons.